UUUACUGAUUAACAAUAGUUAGUUACGUAAAAAACACUAGUACAGCAAUUAUGAGUAAUAAUUGGGAUAGUGGGGCCCUCCUCAUCCACUGAACAUGGCGCCACCUCCAAUAAACUCAGGUGGCCUCAGGAUGGUCCUUACCUGAGCAGCUUACGUCACGGCUCUACGAAAAUACAAAACGAACGUCUUCGACCCUUUACGAGAAUAUAACAAAGCUUCGAUAUGUUAUUGGCUCGUGUUUCCCACGCUCAGUUUUUCAACUAUGUGUUAAGUGAAAAAAAAAGGCGGAUUUAUUCUCGGAUAUCCACGAAGAUGGAAAAGGGUAGUCCGUUGUCUGGUCUCCUCCCCAGCUGAGAGUCUCAAACUUGCAGCCGGUGUUUGUUCGAAAUGGAAGUAGAUAACGAAACCAACCCAUCUCAGAUUAAGAGCUUGCUCAACAGGUCGCUCGACAUUGUUGACUUAAACAAGAAAAGGAAAUUAGAGGCUGAGCAGUUGGGCUUGCCUGUAUCGAAGCAUCAAUGUUGGAAAGGAAGCUUAUCAUCAAAGCCUCCUACAUUUGGCAGUAUCUCGGAAGUAGAGGGGUUUAAUCCAUGUACUUUCAAAGGAGGAGGCGCUAUUUAUGAUGUAUCUGAAACUCAAUCGGCAAAAGAUAGCAACAGCUUUGCCGAAGAUUCUGACUCUGCGAUGUCUGUGCAUGGUGAAGUUAAAUUUGGAACAGGGGACGCAAAGUAUAUACUAUAUGACAGGGGUUCCUUCUCAGCUUCUGAUUGGGAAUCCAGUUCUGAAGGUUCCCGUUAUUCUUCAGAUGGUAUAACAGUGGCAUCAAGGGGUGUCGAAAAAAAAGUACCAGCUUCUCCUGGUGGGGAGCCUGAGCCUGCUGAUUUUGAAUUAGCUGGGAAUCUUGAAUCCCUUGUAGAGUAUGAAAGUCAUAUAGAUUACAUCUACUCAAGACACGGCAACUACACCAUAGAGCAAUACCAAGAUAAGGAAAUUGAAGAAAUUCUCAACUCCAGUGGGGAAAAUCCAAAUGUUUAUGUUCCUUCAUCUGGACGAUGAAGUGUCAACCAAGGUAAUUCCGCUAUGUCUUUGAGAAUAUAAGCAUUAAUGGGAGGAUUAUGAAUUAUGAUCAUACAUAUGAUUAGAGGCAUUGGGGGGACCGCAGUGGAGGAGGGGGGGACAAAGAAUCCUAGUCUAUCCCUAUCCAUAACCCUAUCCUUUGCUGUAGUUAAUUUACACUGCAUAUACAA
Messenger RNA from Durio zibethinus, 1247 nucleotides. The record is from RefSeq and is a predicted model, not a curated record. NCBI's taxonomy places the organism in Eukaryota, Viridiplantae, Streptophyta, Magnoliopsida, Malvales, Malvaceae.